Fusarium coffeatum is the source of this 1854-nucleotide messenger RNA. RefSeq lists its product as uncharacterized. The transcript has a single exon. Gene Ontology annotation, biological process: mitochondrial translation; glutaminyl-tRNAGln biosynthesis via transamidation. Gene Ontology annotation, molecular function: glutaminyl-tRNA synthase (glutamine-hydrolyzing) activity. The coding region runs from base 1 to 1854 and encodes 617 amino acids. Lineage: Eukaryota; Fungi; Ascomycota; Sordariomycetes; Hypocreales; Nectriaceae. The record is from RefSeq and is a predicted model, not a curated record.
AUGUCACGCAUUCCAACUUCGGUACUCAGCAAGUACCUGCUGAAAGGCCAAAUACCCCGGCAAGGCUGCCUUGGUGUACGCCACAUACAUAGACACCCUUCAUUACCUUCAGCUGCUGCAUCUAUCGCCCAUACAACCAGGCAUCUGCAUACGUCCCCUGAAGUCGUCACACCACCUCCCGCGCAGCCAGUACCUUUACGCAAGCAAUUGAAGGAUGAAGCAAAGAAAGCAAAGAAGCAGGGCAAGAAGAAGACAAAGGGCGACUCACAAACAGUUGAAGGCUGGGAGUUGACUGUUGGUAUCGAAAUUCACGCUCAGCUGAAUACUGCCCAUAAACUAUUUUCACCGGCUGUUACCUCUUUCAACGACGAGCCAAAUAGCCAUGUCGCUCUUUUUGACGUUGCCAUGCCUGGCAGCCAACCUCUCUUUCAGAAAGAGACUCUGAUCCCCGCUCUUCGUGCAGCGCUCGCCCUCAACUGCGAAGUCCAGGAGGUUAGUCGAUUCGACCGAAAGCAUUACUUCUGGUGGGAUCAGCCCUCGGGAUAUCAGAUCACCCAGUAUUAUGAGCCAUUUGCCAAGAAUGGUCACAUCACUCUUCUUGCCCGCGACGGGAUCUCUCCUCAAGAUGGCGAAAGUGUCACGAUCGGAAUCAAGCAAGUUCAGCUCGAGCAGGAUACGGCAAAGACGUUGUCUCAGACAGACAAGGUUCAAUGGCUUGACUUCAACCGCGUGGGAGUGCCUCUGAUUGAGAUCAUUACGGAACCUGAGCUUCAUCACCCCCGAACUGCAGCUGUCUUUGUGCGCAAAGUUCAGAUGCUGCUGAACACUGUUGAUGCCUGUGUGUCAGGUAUGGAGACUGGUGGCCUGAGAGCCGAUGUCAACGUUUCUGUUCGCAGGACUGAUGGAUCCAACCCUUACCUUGGCACAAGGACCGAGAUCAAAAACUUGAGCACUAUCAAGGCGGUUGAAGAUGCCAUUAUUGCCGAGCGCGACCGACAAAUUCGUGAGUUGGAAGCUGGACGAUCCAUACCCAGUGAAACUCGCGGUUGGUCUAUCGGAUCUACAGAAACGCGACGCCUCCGUGGAAAAGAAGGCGAGGUUGAUUAUCGGUAUAUGCCCGACCCUGAUAUUGCGCCACUGGUUAUUGGGGACGAUCUAGUUGGCCACUUACGACAGUCAUUGGCAGUGACACCUGAUUCGGAACUGGAUACCCUGAUUGCUCGAUUUGGGCUUACAGCCAAGGAUGCACUAUCUCUGAUCAACCUUGAAAACGGCUCGCGUGUGCAGUACUACUACAAGGUGCUCUACUCAAUCCAGGAGAAGCUUGCGGAAGACCUCAGUGAAGCUGAGAUGCCGGAAUUUAAGAGCUAUUCUGCAGUGGUCGGCAAUUGGAUUAUUCACGAGCUGGGUCGCCUUACCACAUACAAGGCAGGCCCGCUCGCAGCUCGAGACUUAACAUUCACACCAGAAGGUGAUUGUGAACAGGUCCCCGACUCUGAGCUCUCACAGCUUCUGUAUCAUCUGAUCCGCAAACAGAUCACGGGCAAGGUGGCGAAGGAGCUUUUGUUCGCUAUUUAUCUCAAGGAGAUUGAGGGCGGAGUUACUCAGGCUAUCGAGGAGAACGAUCUGUGGUUCAAGGAGAUCACAAUGGAAGAUUACGAGCAGCUAGCUAAUGAGGCGAUGGAGGGUGAGGAUAAGAUCUUGCAAGAGUUUACCAACUCUGAGCAAUUUCCUCAAGGCAAACUUAUGUUCCUCGUGGGCAAGAUGAUGCGCCUUGGACCUACCGAGCGCAUUGUCCCUGCAAACGCUGAGCGUGUCAUGAGGGCAAAGGUCGAAACUUUGCGAAGGACGUGA